GGUGACCCCCAGGGCUCUGUGCUGGGUCCUUUACUCCUCAUUAUCUACAUCCUCCUUCUUGGUCAGAUCCUCCGUCACGUCAACUUUGACUUCCACUGCUAUACCGAUGACACCCAGAUCUACCUCAGCACCAAAUCCCUCCUCAACCCACCUCUGGCCCACAUUGAAUCCUGCCUCUCUGCAAUAAAAACAUGGAUGCAACAAAACUUCCUUAAGCUCAACUGUGACAAAAUGGAACUCCUCCUCAUAGGCAGGAAAUCCACCCUCACCAAAGGUGGCAACCUCACCAUUGACGACACCACGGUCUCUCCCUCCCUCCAUGCACGCAACCUUGGUGUCAUCCUGGACACCUACCUCUCAUUUGACCACCACAUAAGACACACUGUCAAAUCCUCAUUCUUCCACCUCCGCAACAUUGCCAAAGUCAGGUCCUCCCUCUCCCGUCCUGCCGCUGAAAUCCUCAUACAUGCAUUCAUGUCCUCCAGUCUUGACAACUGCAACUCACUACUCUCCGGCAUCAACUCGAGCUCCCUCCAUAAACUCCAAAUGGUUCAAAACUCUGCAGCCCAACUCCUCACCCACACUAAGUCCUGGCAGCACAUCACCCCUGUCCUCUGUGAACUCCACAGGCUCCCUGUCUCACAAUGCAUUGAUUACAAGAUCUUCCUUCUGACCUACAAAGCCCUUCACCACCUUGCCCCCCCUUAGCUCUCAGACUUUCUUCUCCCCCCACCAACCCACACACAUACUCCAUUCCACCACAGCAGGCCACCUUGUCAUCCCCAAGUCGUAGCUCCAGCGCUUCGGCCUUCUCCAGGGUUGGUCAUAGGCUCUGGAACUCCAUCCCUCCAGCCAUCCAUGACUCAGAGUCCAUCACUAUCUUUCAGUCCCUCCUAGAGCCCCACCUCUUUGACAAGGCCUACCCUUAAGCUCCCUGAAUGUCCUGAAUACAAAGCAUUAUGUCCUGAAUACAAAGCAUUAUGUACUGAACACAAAGCAUUAUGUACUAAACACAAAGCAUUAUGUACUGAACACAAAGCAUUAUGUCCUGAACACAAAGUAUUAUGUUUGGGGCAAAUCCGACAACAUCAUUGAGUACCACUUUUCAUAUUUUUAAGCAUGGUUGUGGCUGCAUCGUCUUAUGUGUAUGCUUGUCAUCGACAAGGACUAGGGAGUUUUUUAGGAUCAAAAGAAAGCAAAGGCAAACUCAGUGGCAGAUGCUGUCAUAUCACCGUGUGGGACUGUGGGUCAAUUAACCUUG
This is a messenger RNA of Salmo salar (Atlantic salmon), 1261 nucleotides long. The record is from RefSeq and is a predicted model, not a curated record. Lineage: Eukaryota; Metazoa; Chordata; Actinopteri; Salmoniformes; Salmonidae.